AUGUCUGUCCGAUGGGCGCCAUAUUGGAGCAGCAACUAUUGUUAUAAAUUGAGACGGGGCUGCUGCUGGCUGAGUUUACAUGUUUUUUGCGCGUUUGUUCUGAAAAUAUUUGGAUAUUUCUACGCAAGGUCAUGAGAGAGAUGUCAGCGACUGGUAACAGUACGCUUGGCGGGCAGCAGCCUCGGAAACAUUAUGGCAUCACAUCUUCAAUCAGCCUGGCAUUUCCCAGAGAGAUAGACCAUAUCUACACUCAGAAGCUCACUGAGGCUAUGAAACCAUUUGGAGUGUUUGAAGGUGAAGAUGAGCUCAAUCACAGGCUUGCGGUUCUUGGGAAGCUAAAUUCGUUUGUGAAGGAGUGGAUUUCUGAAAUCAGUGAAUCAAAGAAUCUUCCACCGUCAGCAGUAGCGAAUGUUGGUGGCAAAAUCUUUACGUUUGGGUCCUAUAGGUUGGGAGUGCACACAAAAGGUGCUGAUAUAGAUGCUUUGUGUGUUGCCCCACGUCAUGUUGAAAGAACAGACUUUUUUUCAUCCUUCUUUGAAAAACUAAAACGGCAUGAUGAGAUUAAGGACCUACGCGCUGUGGAAGAUGCAUUUGUACCAGUGAUCAAGUUCAAGUUUGAUGGCAUCGAGAUUGAUCUGCUGUUUGCCAGACUUGCUCUACAGUCCAUUCCUGAUAACCUGGACCUGAGAGGAGACUCUCUCCUCAGAAACUUGGACAUCAGAUGUAUUCGCAGUCUAAAUGGUUGUCGUGUUACAGAUGAGAUCCUAUAUUUGGUGCCUAAUAAAGAGAAUUUCAGAUUAACAUUAAGAGCGAUUAAACUGUGGGCCAAACGCCGUGGAAUCUAUUCCAACAUGCUAGGCUUUCUCGGCGGAGUUUCCUGGGCUAUGCUGGUGGCCAGAACAUGUCAGCUUUACCCAAAUGCUGUUGCCGCCACGCUUGUGCAUAAGUUCUUUCUGGUCUUCUCUAAAUGGGAAUGGCCAAACCCUGUGCUUUUAAAACAACCCGAAGACAGCAAUUUGAAUCUGCCGGUCUGGGAUCCACGGGUGAAUCCAUCAGACCGGUAUCACUUAAUGCCAAUCAUCACUCCUGCAUAUCCACAACAGAACUCCACCUACAACGUGUCCACUUCCACACGCACUAUCAUGAAUGAGGAGUUCAAGAAUGGUCUCACUGUUACAGAUGAAAUUCUUCAGGGUAAAGCCGACUGGUCCAAGUUGUUUGAACCUCCCAACUUUUUCCAACAGUAUAGGCAUUACAUUGUCCUCACUGCCAGUGCAUCCACUGAGGAAAACCAUUUAGAGUGGAUUGGAUUGGUUGAAUCAAAGAUAAGAGUGUUGGUUGGAAACUUGGAGCGAAAUGAAUACAUCACUCUUGCCCAUGUCAAUCCACAGUCUUUUCCUGGGUCAAAAGAGAAUCGCAAUGAGAAUGAUUUUGUUUCCAUGUGGUUUAUUGGAAUCAGCUUUAAAAAACUGGACAAUUCUGACUGUGUGAAUAUUGACUUGACCUACGACAUUCAGUCUUUCACAGAUACUGUUUAUAGACAGGCCAGCAACAUCAACAUGCUGAAGGAUGGCAUGACGAUUGAGGCUACACAUGUGAAGAAGAAACAGCUGCAUCAUUACCUGCCUCCUGAGCUGGUGCAGAGGAAAAAGAAGAGUUUGGGAGAUAUAAACCGGAGCUCAAAUGGUGGCGGGUCAAAGCGCUGCUCUCUGGAUAGCAGUCAGCUGGACAGCUCCAGGGACACAGACAUUGGCACGCCAUUCAGCUCUCCUACACCCAUCAGCAAACCAUGCCAGCCAGCCUCCACACCUGAAGACAAUAGUAGCCCACCCCAGCAUCCAGUUCUUGUGUUCAUGGACAGCCCACCAGCAUCAGAACUGUCUCAACCAAAACCAGAACAAGGAAUGUCCAUUCCAGUCAUCGGCUCCAAGCCCAUCACCACUCCAGUUGCCAAGCCCCCAACACCUCCAGCUGGCAACACUAUUCCUACAGUGGUGGGUCGCAGUGUAAUACCACGACUUGCCGCUUCCUCCCCUGAACUGGCCAACAGUGUAAAUGGAGCGCCAAAGAGACCUCACUCUCCAUCUCUGGAGGACCCACCUAAGAGGCACAAAGACACAGAGGUGUUCUCUGAUGACUCUGCGUUUAAAGAGCCGUAUCCUCCCUCUAGCAAUGGCUUGGAUGGUGACGAGGGACAAACAGUGGAGACUCUCGCAGAAACCAAAGCUAUGCCAAUACCAACAAUUGAUACAUCAAGAUCACAGAGACUCCCCAGCAAAGAGCUUCCCGAUGCAUCUUCUCCAAUCCCCACAAGCAACCUUCGCGUGAUUAAAAACUCAAUCAGACUCACUCUUAACCGAUAACAGUGAGUUUAUCCACAGGUUGUCCUUUAAAGAGUGGAACCCCUCUUGUAACAGCAGUGCUGCUUUUAAACUGCUACUGAUAUUUGGCCGGUCUUCCUGCUUGUUACAGAUUUAUUGUAAAGUAUGGACUUUUUUUUUUUUUUCUUCAGUUGUUUUUUUUUUAUGCUUUACUAUCAUAAUGCUUGCUUCAACAUCUCUGAGCUUUUGAAACCGCUUGUACAGUAGUUGUAGUUUGUAUAUAUAUAUAUCUUUAAAAACCAUUGUUAGUCUUUCUAUGCCUCAGUGUAGUUUUUAUUAACAAAAAAAGAGAAAAAAAAUUGUCCUGUUUGUCACUGUAUAUGAGAUUCGUCGUCGUUUGUCUUAAGGUUUUCCUUGCAGUCUUUUUCUAAUCGCUGUGUUGGUUCUGGUACAGUUUCUGGGAGGACCUUUUGUGUGGGGUGUGAAUGCGUGUGUGAGUGUGUAGAUGGACCAGCGUUAGUAACACAAAACCAUGACUCAUUACCUGGCAUAAACUCUGCUGCCACUUCAUAGUUUUGUUACCCGCUCUGUACAAAAGAGCAAAGUUAGAUCUGAGGUUUGGGUUUGUUGGGCCAAUAUUUUCAAGGCAGGUUUGGUUUUACAGUGAGGUUGCAGGUUAUUUGCGGGUCAGUGUUGGUUUUUGCGUGUGCAUGUGCAUGAUUGUAAUUCCCUUCAUCUAGGGCAUCACCCCUGCGCCUCCCAUGGAGGUCUGAAUGGCAGAGUCUCCCAAACUUCAAGAACAGAGACUAAAUGAGAUUUCUGCCCUCUUUCCAUCAUCCCCCCCCACCCUUAUUUGUUUUGCCCCCCCUUUCAUUUCCAAAAGUUACUGUCCUGCCCUGUUGGGGUGUACAGAUAAAAGACUUCUUAUUCAUUUUGGGGUUUCUUAACAUUUUAUUUAUUUGUACCAUUAUCAUUUUUUUAUAUCACAGGUAUUGCAGUUGAACAUCUAGAAAUUAAUUUCAUUGCUCAGUUCCAAUCUACCUGUUACCUUUAGGACAAUUUGCAAAAAAAUAUAUCUACUUGUCAUUCUUUUGUAGGGCAAAAGUUGUAUUUGAAAGGGUAUUUUUGUAUGUAAUGUAAACUGCCUUCUUUACAUUAAGAACAUAAAAAUUCACAAAACCCCAAA
This is a messenger RNA of Danio rerio (zebrafish), 3507 nucleotides long. The record is from RefSeq and is a predicted model, not a curated record. NCBI's taxonomy places the organism in Eukaryota, Metazoa, Chordata, Actinopteri, Cypriniformes, Danionidae.